This is a messenger RNA of Ochotona curzoniae (black-lipped pika), 9318 nucleotides long. It is a transcript of the gene AGO3, whose product is annotated as argonaute RISC catalytic component 3. The transcript is spliced from 19 exons. Bases 335 to 2917 code for a protein of 860 amino acids. Gene Ontology annotation, molecular function: RNA binding; protein binding. NCBI's taxonomy places the organism in Eukaryota, Metazoa, Chordata, Mammalia, Lagomorpha, Ochotonidae. Gene Ontology annotation, biological process: regulatory ncRNA-mediated gene silencing; regulation of stem cell proliferation. The record is from RefSeq and is a predicted model, not a curated record.
GCUUCCGGGGCGGCCCCCGCGGAGGUCGGCAGCUGCCCGCAGUUGUGGAGGGGCGGUGGGAGCGUCGGCGGCUGCGGGCGACGCCAGUUCCGGACGGGGCUCCUCUCAGCUGUCCAGAAGCGUCUCCUGCCUCGCAUCUAGCCCCGGGCCGCCUUCCGACAGCGGCUGUUCCGACUGACAACCUAAGGAGUGCGGGCGCUGAGGGGAAGCCGUCGCCGCCCCCGCCUCGGGGCCGAGGAAGGGUGCCUGUGGCGCCGCGUCGCCCAGCUGCGCCGCCUCCUAGCCCUCAGUGGCGGCCCGGUUCUCGCUGGAAGCACUCCCCCCAGCUCCAUGAAUGGAAAUCGGCUCCGCAGGACCUGUUGGGGCCCAGCCCCUACUCAUGGUGCCCAGAAGACCCGGCUAUGGCACCAUGGGCAAACCCAUUAAACUGCUAGCUAACUGUUUUCAAGUUGAAAUCCCAAAGAUCGAUGUCUACCUCUAUGAGGUAGAUAUUAAACCAGACAAGUGUCCUAGGAGAGUGAACAGGGAGGUGGUUGACUCAAUGGUUCAGCAUUUUAAAGUAACUAUUUUUGGAGACCGUAGACCAGUUUAUGAUGGGAAAAGAAGCCUUUAUACAGCCAAUCCACUUCCUGUGGCAACUACUGGGGUAGAUUUAGAUGUUACAUUACCUGGGGAAGGUGGAAAAGAUCGACCUUUCAAAGUGUCAAUCAAAUUUGUCUCUCGGGUGAGUUGGCACCUACUGCAUGAAGUACUGACAGGACGGACCUUGCCUGAGCCACUGGAGUUAGACAAGCCAAUCAGCACUAACCCUGUCCAUGCCGUUGAUGUGGUGCUACGACAUCUGCCCUCCAUGAAAUACACACCUGUGGGGCGCUCCUUUUUCUCAGCUCCAGAAGGAUAUGACCACCCUCUAGGAGGGGGCAGGGAAGUAUGGUUUGGAUUCCAUCAAUCUGUUCGGCCCGCCAUGUGGAAAAUGAUGCUUAAUAUUGAUGUUUCUGCCACUGCCUUCUACAAAGCACAACCUGUGAUUCAGUUCAUGUGUGAAGUUCUUGACAUUCAUAAUAUUGAUGAGCAACCAAGACCUCUGACUGAUUCUCAUCGGGUAAAAUUCACCAAAGAGAUAAAAGGUCUGAAGGUUGAAGUGACUCAUUGUGGAACAAUGAGACGGAAAUACCGUGUUUGUAAUGUAACAAGAAGGCCUGCCAGUCACCAAACCUUUCCUUUACAGUUAGAAAAUGGCCAAACUGUGGAAAGAACAGUAGCGCAGUACUUCAGAGAGAAAUAUACUCUGCAGCUGAAAUACCCACACCUCCCCUGUCUGCAAGUGGGGCAGGAGCAGAAGCAUACCUACCUGCCCCUAGAAGUCUGUAAUAUUGUGGCAGGGCAACGAUGUAUCAAAAAGCUAACAGACAAUCAGACUUCCACUAUGAUUAAGGCAACAGCAAGAUCUGCACCAGAUAGACAAGAGGAAAUUAGCCGAUUGGUAAGAAGUGCAAACUAUGAGACAGACCCGUUUGUUCAGGAGUUUCAAUUUAAAGUUCGGGAUGAGAUGGCACAUGUCACUGGCCGCGUACUCCCAGCGCCUAUGCUCCAGUAUGGAGGACGGAAUAGAACAGUAGCAACACCAAGCCAUGGAGUAUGGGACAUGCGAGGAAAGCAGUUCCACACAGGAGUUGAAAUCAAAAUGUGGGCCAUUGCUUGUUUCGCCACACAGAGGCAGUGCAGAGAAGAAAUACUGAAGGGCUUCACAGACCAGCUGCGGAAGAUUUCCAAGGAUGCAGGGAUGCCUAUCCAGGGCCAGCCCUGCUUCUGCAAGUAUGCACAGGGUGCAGACAGUGUGGAGCCCAUGUUCCGGCAUCUCAAGAACACCUACUCAGGGCUGCAGCUCAUCAUCGUCAUCCUGCCAGGAAAGACACCAGUGUAUGCUGAGGUGAAACGUGUGGGAGAUACACUUUUGGGGAUGGCUACACAAUGUGUUCAAGUCAAGAACGUAAUUAAAACAUCUCCUCAGACUCUCUCAAAUUUGUGCCUGAAGAUAAAUGUUAAACUUGGAGGGAUCAAUAACAUUCUUGUACCUCAUCAAAGACCAUCUGUGUUCCAGCAACCAGUGAUCUUUUUGGGAGCAGAUGUCACUCAUCCACCUGCUGGUGAUGGAAAGAAGCCUUCUAUUGCUGCCGUUGUUGGAAGUAUGGAUGCCCACCCAAGUAGAUACUGUGCCACAGUUAGAGUGCAGAGGCCCCGGCAGGAGAUCAUUCAGGACUUAGCCUCCAUGGUUCGGGAACUUCUCAUUCAGUUUUAUAAGUCGACACGGUUCAAACCUACUCGUAUCAUCUUUUAUCGGGAUGGUGUUUCAGAGGGGCAGUUUAGACAGGUUUUGUAUUAUGAGCUGUUAGCAAUUCGAGAAGCUUGCAUCAGUUUGGAGAAAGACUAUCAACCUGGAAUAACCUACAUUGUAGUUCAGAAGAGACAUCACACUCGGUUAUUUUGUGCUGAUAGGACUGAAAGGGUUGGAAGAAGUGGCAAUAUCCCAGCGGGAACAACAGUUGAUACAGACAUUACACACCCGUAUGAGUUCGAUUUUUACCUCUGUAGCCAUGCUGGAAUACAGGGUACCAGUCGUCCUUCCCACUAUCAUGUUUUGUGGGAUGAUAACUGCUUUACUGCAGAUGAACUUCAGCUGCUGACUUACCAGCUCUGCCACACAUAUGUGCGCUGUACACGGUCUGUUUCUAUUCCUGCACCAGCGUAUUACGCUCACUUGGUGGCAUUCAGAGCCAGAUAUCAUCUCGUGGACAAAGAACAUGACAGUGCCGAAGGAAGUCAUGUUUCAGGACAGAGCAAUGGGCGAGAUCCACAAGCUCUCGCCAAGGCUGUACAGAUUCACCAAGACACCUUACGCACAAUGUACUUUGCUUAAAGAGUCCAAGUAUGUUCUCUGAGAGGAAGAACUGCAUUGACACACAGCGUAUGUUGAGUGAAGUCGAUCGAGCAAGGAGGGACGCCUCCAGCCAUAUAGAAACCAACACUGUGGGGCCCAGGUCUGAUCCUUAUGUUGGUACAGUGAAGAUUGUCUGCUUCAUCAAGGAAGGCAGCACUAUUAUGCAAUAUGAAACCAGCCAACUGCUUUUUGUGCAGUCUCCGUAGGAAGUAUUGCAAUUGUUUUCUUUUCACUUCUUAUAGUCUAACCGUUUUAAUGCCUUUACCUCAAGUUGCUUGGCAGCACAGCUAUCUUUGCAAAAAAAAGGUAAAUAAGAAGAAAAUGUAAAUGAUGGUUGAAAAAAUACAUACCUACAGGAAUAAUCAGCGAUUGUUCACAAUUGUGUGUGCAAAAAAAUUAACAUGCACUCAUGUAUUAUCUUGUAAAAGUAGUCUGUAUUUUUAAAAUAUAUACAUGCAUACUUCAUAUGCAUAUGUAUCUGGAUCUAGACUGAUAACAGAUAUAUAUGUAUCUGUGUAUAUAUUUUAGAGCUCAUUCCAUUGGGGAAGCCUCUCCCUUUAUUCCCCCGUCUUUGUUUCCCCCUCACACCGCUUGCCUUCAUCAGCUGUAUUUUUUCUCCUCUGAUGCUGCCAGUGACAUUCAAAUGUUCAUGCAUCUAAUUCACUUGACUGUGAAGCAUGGCAAACUAGAUUUCUAUAUUUAUUUUGCAUACCCUACUCCUGUCUCCUGUCUCAUACACAAUUUUGAGUCCUCAACCCUAAUAAUGCUUUCUUAAGAAACAAAAUUAUUUUCUAUCUGUAUCUUUACACAGUGUUGUCAUAUGUCUCCAGACUCAACUUCACAUUUGCCUCUUGGGCAAUGUGUACAUAAGCAGUAGCAACCUAGUAUUCUUUAUCUUCAGUGAGUUUAUCAAAGCUGCUACAAAUGUGAAACCUUGUCAGAAAUUGUAACUCUUUCUCUCUGAUAAGUGACAUGUAUUCUAAAGCCUUCUGCUCCUACAGGAUAGACCCGAAAAUCCCUUAAAGCUUUUAUAAAGGAUAAAUAUUUUAAAAAGUUGGAACUCUGUAGGGUUGAGGCCUCUGAAAUUGAGUAGAGGAAAGAAGAUUAUGGAGUUUUUGUUUUGUUUUGAUUUGCUUUUUGCUGGGUUACUUGCUGCCUCUCAAACCUUAAUGUGAUUUUCAUAUAUAUAUUUUUAUAUAUAUGUAUGUGUGUAUAUAUAUAUAAACAUAUAUGUAUGUGUUUUGAAUUAUAGCUUCCUUUUCUUUUAUAUUUAUUAGAAUACUGCUUUAAUAAUUAUAGGACCGUGUUGACAACAUCUUUUAUAGAAAUAUAAUCAUGUUUAUUUUAAGAACUGACAACUUGUUUUUUGCUAUCUUUUAGUGCAAUAAGCAGUUUUAAAGGAAAGUUGUAUCUUUUUGACAUCUCUAUCAUGGGUAAUGGGAAUGGGCACCUCCGUAAUUUUAUAAGGAUGAAGUACUACAGCCUUAAUUUCAGAAGGGAGGUUUUAUAAUCUUCAGUUUUAAAGCAUACCUUUAAAAAUCAUAGUGAAAAUGAAGAAAGCCUAAUUGCUUGCCUGAGUUUGACCUUAGAUCUUAAAAAUAAAGUUGAAUGAUAAGAAGUGACAGUAAACAACCCAAGACUUAAGAGAUGUCUAAAUUAUUUGAAAAUAGAUUAUGUUUAUGGAAGAAUCAUACCAGCCAGGUGCCAAUUUUUAUUUACUAAGAUAAAUCAAGAAAGUGCAAAUUGAUAUUUUAAAGAGAAUUUUUGCUGAUUUACCACCAAUAUGACUUUCCUUUUAAAACUAACGUGAUACUGGCAAAAGAAGUCGAGACUUCGAUCAUUUUAAAUUAUUUAAAUCACUGAAAUAUGGGAUGGCGGGAGUUCUGCAAAACUUUCGUCUGUUGAUUUCACUUUUAAGAUGUUAAAAAGUACUGAAAAGCUGUCAAAACCAAGUGUGUAAAUAACAUUGGAUUCAGAGGAGUUUUACGCCUUAUCGUUCAUGAAAAUUGCAUUUUGACUUUUUUUGUUUGUUUGCACUGGUCAAGAGUAUACAUAUUUCAGAUUGCUUCCAAAGGGCAUUGUUAUUAGCCUUUAGAAUUCCAUCUGCACAUGAAAACUAAUGGAUUUAGAUCUUUAGUUUGUCUCUUACCUUUAAUCCAUUAACAUUGCCAAUUUACUGUAUUUUGAGCCUAAAAUCUGAGCCGAUGUCCUUCAGUAGGCAUGAAAUCUUUUGUCCCAAUGCCAGAAAACUAAGAAAGUACUGUAUUUUGUAUCUUUAUUAUUUUGAAGCAUCUGAAAUGAGAUUUACAAUACUGUUUCAAAGCACUUUACAUAAUAUUUAUAUAGUAUAUACAUAUUUUUUUUCUCCCAGCCUGCUCCCAUCUUCUCAGAACAAAACAAACAAAAAAUCCCAUUAAAGUAUGCUUGUUUUCUUACAUUGAAACUUCACUGAAUAGAGUCAGGAGUGUGAGCUAGAGAAGACAGCCAUAUACCCUGGGUGGUGCACGUUUUAUUUUUCUGUGCUUGCUCAGUAUGAAUAAAAUGUCUUCCUUCAUUCGUGGGAGCUGCAGGGACUGAUGUGGAAAAUUUCAGGGAGCAAUUGUAGCUACCCUUUCCCUACUCACUGCUUACCCUAAUCUGCAGUCCCUUAGUGUCACUCGUGCUAGGGAGAAUCCCUGAAGUUAAAUGUACCGGGAAGGACAUUUUUUAAGAGGAAAAGUAUUUUUUCUAAACUAUAAAGCUUUACCUUUUGAGUGAUUUCUUUUUUAGAGACUUAACGCUAUUCGACAUUGUUAGUUUAAGGUUGAUUAACUUGAAAGAAUAUGUAUAGUAUAUUUCUAUUUUGCUUACUAACAAAUUGAUGUAUAAGCCUAAUUAUUAAAAAAGAAAACGUUAUGCAUAGAAUUUUAAGAUAAAGGCUAAGUGGCAAAUAUUGGAAUUUGUUCUUAUUAUUAUUGCACUUUUGGUGCAGAAUUCCUAAUUUUAAAAUUUUAAAAAGGUGGUUUUGAGUUUCUUUGUAAAUUUAAACAUGAAACUCAGAAUGACCUCUCUGCUUCUACCCUAGCUCGUGACUGAAUGCUAAAGAUCUGCUAUUUUCUGUGAUACGGCAUAUAAGAGUGACUUUAAAAUGUCACCCCCAGCAACUGUUAAAAAUGAUUUCAUGUGAAGAAGGGUUGGGAGUUUAAUGUAUAUUCCUGUUGGCAAUGUCUGUGAAAAGUGCUGAUACAUGUUCUUACGUUACAGCAGUGAGUUCCUGGCAUUGAGAACUACAUGUUUAUAAUACUGUAGCUGCUAUAUUUAUUUAAGUAGGGUCUGACAGUUACUGCACUAAACCUUAAGAUGAACAGGAGUCAAAGCUUGUAUUAUGCCUGUUGUUUUGUUUCAUUUUCCCAAAUUAGAUUAAGGAGAUAAAAUACCAAGGUUAACAAAGGGUGCUGCCAUUUAGUUACAAUUUAAUACCAGAAUAAUAUUUUAGAAUUGUGGAUUUUCACUUCUGUGGUUUGCAAAAGGUUACCUCAGCCUGGUUUUCGGUACAUUUUCUCAGAACUUGGUUUUUUCACAGAUGCACUUUCUUUUUUCGUGAAUUUCUUGGAAAACCUGUCCCAUGGAAAUACUCCUGCUUUUACCCUAUUAAUUUAUUUCUCUUCCUAAAAGAGAAUCUAGAAGGAAUUUUCAUAGGAAAACUUUAAAAUUGGAUGUUUUAUAAAAUAUUUGAUGAAGAUUCAUCUCCGCCUUCUAGCCUGGGGACUUAGAUCCUCUGAAAGCCUCAUCAUAAUUUCUCAGGCUAGGUUCUGUAUGACCCACCACUGCUUCAUUGUAUUUGUUUAUUGUCUGACGGACUUUAGGAUAGCUGACAGAGGCGUCAUGAAAGACUUAGGCAGGCCUCAGGAAGUAAAAGUUCCAUAGAAAUGACUGGCAAAGGAAAAAGUGUCAAAGGAAUGAAUGAGCCCCCGGAGCGCCAGGAAAGAGAUAUAACAUACUCGUGUGGGUUAUAGAUCGGGCAUUAGGCCGUACUCAAGGAACUUAGGGGGUCUUUUUAGACACAGACAUGAAUUUGUCAGAGGCAGCGUUUUUUAUGAAAUUCAAGAAGCUGGUAGCUUGCACACAGCUAAAAUGUUUUGUAGUCUUCCUGUUUAAAAUGUGAGAGUAAUUCUCAUUCAGGAUUUAUCACCCUGAGUGUAAUGUGUGCUGAACUCCUCCUGGGAGGCAUUGUGGUGAAGACGAAGGCUGGCAUUGACAGGAACUUACUGCUUCAGUUCCCUUUUAUAUGUCAGCCAAGUUGCAAAAAGACAUCAUCAGUCUGGCAUGUUUAUUUUGGCUUUUUAAUCUUUCUGAAGUAUUAGACAUUUUUAUUCUUUUUGAGAACUUGCGGAUGUCUUGAGCAGAGGCAGGCUGGGUAAGGCCUUGCAAAAUCAUUUGUUCUGGCUCUGCCAAGGCAAUUGCAGGUGGAACUUGAAAUUCAGUGAAUCUCAUUUUUAAAUUGAUUUUGUGUGUCUCGCAAAUGAUGUUUUAACUAUCCCCAAACUCCUGGACAGAAAAAAGUAUUCCCUCCCUGCCUUAAAGCAUCAGUAAUAGUGGCUGGGAGACUGCAUAAGUGGGGUCUUCCAAGUGGUGAUAUAAACCUGAUUUAAGAUCUAUCCUUUUUUUUUCAUAUUUUCCUUCCAAUUGAGCAUAAAAAGUACUUUUGUGAUUCUGUAGGAGUCAAAAAAAGUAAGCUGAGAGUGGUUAUGUUUAAAAAAAAAAAUGCAGAAAUUGGAAGGAGAAUUUUCUCAAAAAAAGAAAUAUUUAAAACAAAAAUUCUGUGAAUCUUAAGAACAUUCUUCACCAGUAGCAGUGUUAGAAGUGAAACUGUGAUUAGCAGUGAAUGAAAGUCAAACUAAGUCCCCAGAGCAGGAAGGAGGCCCAGACAUACAGGGUGCUUCAGAGUUUGUGAAAGUGGAAUUAAAAGAUAAGUUUAUUUUGGUGUAAAGCAUGCAUAAUUCUUUUCAUAAUAUGCAACUGUUUAUGUCAUGAAGUAAAAAGAUAUUUUGACCUGCUUUUGUGCUUUUGAAAAUGUUACAUUUAAGUUCAUAAUUUUCCAUAUCAGUAACAAAAUUUUUAACGGGCAAAGCUUACAUUAAAGUUAUCUAUUGCUAGCUCAAGUUUAUUUGACUUGACCCGUUCAGAGUAGCACUUUGAGUUUACAUUGUUGAUAAAAUCUUACUAAGUUUUUAUUCUUAGAGUGCGGAAGUUACAUAUACUUUAGUCGGAAUGAAAGAUAGAAGGAUUGUCCAAAGUUAAGGUUUACCAGUGAGGAAGCCCUGUUGAACUAGCAAGUAACUAACUGUGACAAGAUUGGGACCCUGUCAAUCAUCUAUCCCACCACUGGACUUGUUCCUACUGGAAGCCAGUGUCUGAGGGAGCCAAGGCCUGAUGUUGCAUUAGGGUCUCAGGAUGUUCAGGUUCGACUCUAAAUGAAAUUUUAAGUCAUUUUCUAAAACAAGCAGGUUCUUAGAAAGUGCCUUUACAGAGGAUGGUGCUGUAAAUUUUUAUUUUUCAAAUAGCAUGAGGAUCAAAAUUUAGAGGUAAAUUAUUUUAGAACUCCGAGAGUGUGAGUUUCAUACAGCAGGAAUAAUGUUUCAUGUUGUCCUUAAUCUAAGGAAGCCAAGGAAAGCUUUAUUGCAGUAAGGAUCCAAGAACGUGCUCACCAAAUUUAUUUUGUAAAUUUGAAGACAGAAAUUUUUUUAACAGAAUUAGCCCUUUUUAGUGAAGUUAAGGGAUGAGUGGCAUGGAAAAAAUAACUUGCAGGGAAUUAAUUACCUGUUAUCUGCUAGUUCCCUCUGCCUUUUUUUCCCUUCAACAUACUUUGACUGUAAAGGUUAUAGACAUUUUUUUUCUGACUCACCAGUGUUAGAGAUGACUGCUCACAAACAAACAGCCAAGACGUUGAGAGAUGAUUUUAAGAAAGAAAAUAAACUGCUAGAUAUCUCUAUUUUAAGGAACUUUUUUUAGAACCUGAUGAAUAUAUUUUAAAUGAUUAAAUGAUACCUUUUCUUCUUUUUUUCUUAAAAUAGGAAGAUCUGUGAAAAAUGUUGACAAUGCAUUUAAAAGAAUAGUGAUUUAAAAAUAAAGCAUGCAUGAUUGGGCCUUAGUAAUCCCUGAGAAAGCAGUUUUCCCCCACACUGAGGCACCAUAAACAGCAGGACAUGAUCCUGUAACUAGGUCUGACUUAUGAAUUUGGUAAGUAUUCCUCCAGAAAAAAAAAAACUAAACUAAAAACCUGAAGCACCAUACCUCAGUAACCUUAUAUGCUGCAUUAUGUAACAAUGAUGGUAAAAUUACACUGAUUGUUUGGAGUGUACUGUUUGCCGAUAUAUAUGCACAUUAAACUUUCAUUUUCA